Zingiber officinale is the source of this 3311-nucleotide messenger RNA. Its product is annotated as pentatricopeptide repeat-containing protein At2g31400, chloroplastic-like. The record is from RefSeq and is a predicted model, not a curated record. The transcript is spliced from 4 exons. Lineage: Eukaryota; Viridiplantae; Streptophyta; Magnoliopsida; Zingiberales; Zingiberaceae. Bases 591 to 3209 code for a protein of 872 amino acids. Gene Ontology annotation, molecular function: protein binding.
GGGGUUUGAAUCUCGGUAAAAUUGAGGUAAAUAUUUUCCUUAUGUGCUAGUUACUAUUCUAAAGGUUAGUAGUUGCCCGUGAUUUACCUUCUUCGUAUUGAUCUUGGAAUGGAUUGAUGGGAUGUUGAGAGUGUAUUCAUCUUUUAUUAUAAUGAAUAUAAAAGAAGGUAUAUGCAAAGAUAUUGAUUAAUAUGUUAGAGAUAUCGUUUAUGCUAGUUUUAAGCUUUUACCCAGAUUUACUUUUAGCCCGUGAAGCUCGAGUCUGCUACGGCCACAAGCUAUCUCGAGUUAUUCAACUCUUAUCUCAAUCCCUGCUUCCUCCCCCUUUCGCCUUCCUCCUCCGUCCCUAUGCAUACCAAUCACUACUCCUCCUGCCCACUUUUCCCUCCAAGUCCACCAACCUGAGCUCUCCUCUGUGCCCCCCAAUCCAAUUUUUGCCUCUCUCCAUGCCGUCGAUUGAUAUCUGAUUGCUCCUGGGUCUCCCAGAAGCCUUAUUUGUCUUCCUGUGAUGCUUUGGUUUGGAAAGCGGAGCUCCCUGGUUUUGGCAGCGUUCCUCAAGUGCUUGAAGUAGUAGUCGCAUCGAAUUCUUCAUGGCCUCCUCGACGCCUCCCCACUACUCCAUCACCGCGGCCAAGCCGCAACACAGCGCCCACCCGACCCCCCAUAGCACUCUUCAGAAACAUCAGCAAAGUCGCCGUAGGAGCUCCCACAGGAUCCAAUCCUCCGCUUCCCUCGGUUCUUCUGCCACCAGUAGCAACGCCGUCACCAACGUCGCCGCCGCCACCAGCACCCCUAUUGCGUCUACUGCUUCGGUAAGAAGCGGCUCUGGUCCUGGCCCAUCGCCCCAUAAAAAUGGGAUCUUGGGGCGGAACCCUGAAUUUCUGCAUUACUACUCGCAGCCAGAAGCAGGUCUGACCCGUGAUUUCCGGCAGAGUCGUACCACGAAAGUCAUCUCCAAGAGGAACCUCAGCUCGCCGAAGUCCUCUCAUGGUUAUCCUCGCACAGGGUCUCCAGCCGCGGCCCGAUGCCUCACCCAAAUCCUUAGGUCUGGCCCCAGCGACCGUGCCUUAGGCAAUAUAUUGAUGGGUUUUGGACCUGAUCUCGGCAUCCCGGAGGAUUACUGUUACAUUCUACACGAGCUUGGAAAUCAAGAUAGGUGCCCCUCAAAGGCUCUUGGGUUCUUUUAUUCUUCCAUUUCCUCUAUGAGAAACCCUACUGAGCAGGGGAAGCUGCUGACUGCCGCUAUUGGUGCUCUUGGCAGAAUGGGCCGCCCUGAUCUUGCAAGGCAGAUAUUUGAUGUCGGUAUCACAUUGGGGUACGCAAACACAGUUUUUGCACACUCCGCUCUCAUCUCAGCAUAUGCUCGAAGUGGACUUGCAGCUGAAGCAGUGGACAUUCUUGAGAUGAUGAAAACAGCUGGCCUGAAACCCACCACCAUAUCCUAUAACGCCUUGAUUGAUGCCUGUGGAAAGGGUGGUGUUGAUCUCAAACUCACGCUUGGAUUCUUCCGUGAGAUGCUUCAUAGUGGGCUUUACCCUGAUAGAAAGACUUUCAACUCCCUUCUUGCUGCCUGUAGCCGUGCUGGCCAUUUGGAAGAUGCAAGGAUGGUGUUUGAUGAGAUGCUACACUUGGGAAUUGGCCAGGAUAUCUACACAUACAACACCUUCAUUGAUGCCAUUUGCAAAUGUGGUAAUAUGGAUCUUGCACUACAGGUUAUGUUCGAUAUGCCCAUAAACAAUGUAGAACCAAAUAUUGUCACCUAUAGUACUUUGAUGGAUGGUUACUCAAAACUUGAGCAGUUUGAUGAUGCAUUGAGUCUCUAUGAAAAAAUGAAAGCUUUAAAGAUUGGAUUAGAUAGGAUCUGUUACAAUACAUUGCUUUCAAUCUAUGCAAAGACUGGAAAGUAUGCAGAGAUUGCCAAAGUUUGUGAGGAGAUGGAAACUACAGGUGUUGACAAAGACAUAGUCUCUUAUAACUGUUUAAUCAAUGGGUACGGAAAGCAAGGCAGGUUUGAUAUUGUUGCUCAUUUGGUUCAGGACAUGAGAGAACGGGGUGUUACACCCACCAUACUCACCUAUUCGACUCUGAUAGAUGUUUAUUCAAAAGCUGGAAUGUAUGGGGAUGCAGCAAAUGUGUUCUUUGGAUUCAAGGAAUCAGGGUUGAAGGCAGAUGUUGUCUUGUAUAGUUCCUUCAUUGAUAUUUUAGCUAAAAAUGGAUUGGUAGACUGUUCUGUGUGGUUGCUUGAUGAGAUGAUGAGAACGGGAAUUGAGCCAAAUGUAGUUACUUACAACACUAUAAUUGAUGCCUUUGGUAAGUCUAGAAUUGUGCAUGAGGGGGAUGGUGUUGGAAAUGAGUUGGAAGGUGGGGGAGCUGGAAGCCAAAUUGUUGGUGCUUUUUGUCAUGUAACAAGGGGAAUAGGUCCUCCUGCAGUUGAAGAGUCUAGGAGAUCCGAGGAGCUGCUAUGUAUUCUAGGUUUGUUUCAGAAAAUGGUCCAGCAGGGAGUCAGGCCGAAUGUGGUGACAUUCUCUGCCAUACUCAAUGCAUGCAGCCGUUGUAACUCAUUUGAAGAUGCAUCCUUGUUACUGGAUCAGCUGCGAUUAUUUGAUAACUUUACGUAUGGUGUUGCACAUGGACUUCUCAUGGGCUCUAAAGAGGUCUGGGUUCAUGCUCAGUCACUUUUUGAUGAAUUGAGGCAGAUGGAUCCUGCAACAUCCUCUGCCUUCUAUAAUGCCUUGACUGAUAUGCUUUGGCAUUUUGGGCAGAGACGAGGAGCGCAGCAUGUUGUGACUGAAGGUGUACGACGCCAUGUUUGGGAGAACACAUGGACUGAAGAUAGUUUAGAUUUGCACCUCAUGUCUGUUGGUGCUGCCCAAGCAAUGGUUCAUGCAUGGCUCCUGACGACACAGGCCAUUGUUUUUGAAGGUCGCAAGCUGCCCGAAAUUUUAAGCAUUUUGACUGGAUGGGGAAAGCACAGCAAGGUACCUGGUGCCAGCACCCUUCGCCAUGUCAUCAAGGCGCUGCUAAAUUCAAUCGGUGCCCCUUUCCACCUGGAAAAGUUCAACAUUGGGCGCUUCGUGUCUGCAGGUGCUACCUUAGCUGCUUGGUUGAGGGAAUCUAGCACAUUAAACAUACUUCUCCUUCGCGAUGAGCGGGCACAAUCAGAUAGCUCAUCAAAUGUGCUUCCAAGGCUGCAAGCACUGCAGUUGUAGAUUCAGCUUUCUUUUAAUUUUUCUUAGUAAGUUCCUUUGGUGAUUUGUGAUUGUACAAGUUAUGCCCAAUAAAGUGGAGCCUGUGUUGGGUGUUGAUUGUUA